Molecule: messenger RNA, 471 nt
Organism: Acaulospora morrowiae
Lineage: Eukaryota; Fungi; Glomeromycota; Glomeromycetes; Diversisporales; Acaulosporaceae
Source: the annotation of a GenBank genome assembly
GAUCAAGGGACACUGCGACGCAAGAGAGAAAAACCGGUAAUGCCAAAUGGCAAAGAAUUGGAACUACCUAUAAUGGGAUUCCAACAGUCCGGGGGCAUUAAGAUCAUGGGAGCUAUAAGGAAAUCGGGAGGAAAGCAAGUCAACAAUAAAAGUCAAAUGAAUAAACCUUACAAAAAAAAAAAAGAGUUAAGUAUAAUUUUUGACAGCACGAUGAAAGUAUAUGGCCCUGAAAUUGGAAAUACCGGGAUGUUGUGGGAUCAAGACCACUAUGAAUUACCAAUGCUUCAAAAAAGAAAACAAGAAUGGGAUGCUGUGUAUAUAAAGGGAAGCGUAUGCACUAACAAGAUCAAAACCACACCGAAGAAUCAGUAUACCAGGUUGCAGAAUAAAGAAGAAAAGGAUCUUCACAAGAAAAACUCUGGGAACGUUGGACAUUGUGGAAAGAAAAAUCAAAAGAGUUUAAAUGAAUAG